Molecule: messenger RNA, 363 nt
Organism: Rhodotorula toruloides NP11
Lineage: Eukaryota; Fungi; Basidiomycota; Microbotryomycetes; Sporidiobolales; Sporidiobolaceae
Product: V-type H+-transporting ATPase subunit F
Exons: 5
Coding region: 1-363 (120 amino acids)
Biological process (GO): proton transmembrane transport
Cellular component (GO): proton-transporting V-type ATPase, V1 domain; fungal-type vacuole membrane
Molecular function (GO): proton-transporting ATPase activity, rotational mechanism
Source: RefSeq, a predicted model, not a curated record
AUGUCCAACGCAACGCAGUACCGCGACCGGAGUCUGAUCGCCACCAUUGGAGACGAAGACACGAUCACGGGAUUGCUGCUGGCGGGAACGGGACACAUCGACGGGCGAGGCAAGAAGAACUUCUUGGUCGUCGAUUCGAAGACACCGGUAUCGACCAUCGAGUCUGCCUUUGCCGAGUUCACCGAGCGAAGCGAUAUCGCCAUCCUCCUCAUCAACCAGCAUGUUGCCGAGAUGAUUCGACCAACGAUUGAGAAGUAUCAGCAGGCCUUCCCUGCGCUGCUAGAGAUCCCAGCCAAGGAUCACCCUUACGAUCCGUCGAAGGACAGCGUCCUCAAGGCGGUCAAGAAGCACCUCGGAGAGUGA